Messenger RNA from Mya arenaria, 8032 nucleotides. Its product is annotated as eukaryotic translation initiation factor 4 gamma 1-like. Gene Ontology annotation, molecular function: translation initiation factor activity; protein binding; mRNA binding. Bases 119 to 4933 code for a protein of 1604 amino acids. Gene Ontology annotation, cellular component: eukaryotic translation initiation factor 4F complex. The record is from RefSeq and is a predicted model, not a curated record. The transcript is spliced from 32 exons. Lineage: Eukaryota; Metazoa; Mollusca; Bivalvia; Myida; Myidae.
GGCGGAAAUAUCCGAGUAUAGCCGUCUCCUUGCGGACAGACAAGGAGAUUGAGCUUGAAAACAAGCUUCGAGUUUGGUCCUCAUUGAGGAACAAGAACAGCAAAUUAUUUACGUUGCAAUGAGUGGUCGUGGCAAACCGUCAAAUUCGCCACCGUUACAACCUCAAGGUCCUAGAUACCCUGGAAACGUGGUUUACUCGCUUGUAACUGGUGGAGGUGAAGAUUUUUCUCAGUACUCUCAGCAGCAGCAGUUGCCGACAUCCAACUAUGAUAUAACUAAGUACCCGGCAAGCACCUACAUGCAGACUGGACCACAAUCUACAUACCCAAACACGACAAUGUAUCAGCCCAGACAACCAAUGUCGCAGCCCAAUGCGCCAUUUUUCGCUGGAGCGAACAACACUAUGCCGACGGCUUUACGGCCUCGAUUCCAGACCCCUGGGAAUCAGAGCAUGUAUAUCCCUAAUCCUGGGAUGCUCAACUUUAACCAACAGGGCGGCAUACUUAUCAGCCAACCUAUGCAGGCCCAGAGAAUGCCGACCCCGCAGUUCCCUCCUAGCCAGAUGGGCCAACUCUACCCUACGCCCCCACAACAGACCAUGACUGCUCCCCCAUACCAUAACCAGUACAAUAACCCUCCCAUAUACUAUGCCCCUGCCCAACAACAGACUCCUCGACAGCCUACAGCGCAGUUACAGCCCACACCCCCUCCAGCAAAACAGAGAAAAGGUAUCCCAAUUAUUGACCCUAACACUGGUAACGACAUAACAGCAGAGAUAAAAUCAAAUCGUCCUGAGGCAGGCGCUUCCGACUCUAGCUCGCGAAGUACGCCCACAAGUACGGGCGAGGUGAGUGAGGCCCAGUUACCACAAGUGGCCUAUUCUAAUCAGCGUUCGACACUAAAAGUGUCUCGGGAUCCUGAGGGCACCCAAUUUCAAGGAGGGACACCAGAACCUCCAAGUCAGCCCCCGGCAGCCCAAUCACCACAGAGCCAGAAUGUGGCUGCUCAGUUUGCAGCGCUGGUGGCCGCCACUCUAGGCUCUGGACAGUCCAACAGUCAUCCGCCCUCUCAUCCCCCGCCCACCAUGCAAGGGCCGGGGGGUCCGCCCCAGCCACACCCCCACCCCACACAUGUACACACACCCCCGGAAGUGAAAACGCCGCCCACUGGUGCACAUACAGUCACAGUUACCCCAGUCCCUGAGACAGGGGUUGGGUCAGGAGCAGGAAGGAACGCUGAGUCUAGACCAUUUAUACCUAACGGAGAAACUCCGGUGGUUAUGAAGGCAGUUCCAGCUCAAGAAGAACCAACACAGACCGCAAGUGCACCCAUUGAGACAAAAACAGACUCUGUUGUAAAGACAGCAAAGAUAGAGAAGACCGAAACUCCAGCACUACAAUCAGAACCUGUAUCAGUCAGUGUGAAAGCUUUGGACACUAAUAAUAUCAGUGCAACAGACUCAAGUGCGGCAAGCACACGUGAAACAACUCCAGAGGUGCACAUAGUUCCUCCAACGCCGGUGGAGAAAACAACCCCGGAAAUACCAGAGCAGAAACCUACCUCAACCGAUGCACCAACUAAAGCGGCUGAUGCUGCCCCUGCUGUGAAAAAGGACCGCUUGAAGAAGAACAAAAAAGAUUUAAACAAGAAAGGGGAAAUGAUGCAGGGAUCUGAGUUUGACGCCUACAUUGACACUGCAGAAAAAACAGCUCAAGAACCAGUGGUAGAGGUGAAAUCUGAGGCUACGCCACCAGAAACCCCGCCAGAAGAAGUCAAACGGACACCGUCGCCCCCAGCUACUGAGGAACCUGAGCCGGUUGAAACCAAGGAAACCACGCCCGAAUUAACCAUUACUCCAGUAACAGAGGAUGUCACGCCCCAGGUGGAAAUCAAAAUUGAAGAUGUGGCUGUUGUCAACCAGGAGGAGGAGGAGUUAGAAGAAGGCGAAAUUGUGGACGAUGAAGAGGAAGAGGACUCAAUGGCACUAAGAUACAAGUACAGCGAAGACCAGUGGAGCCCGCUGAACCUGGAGGGUAAGAAGCAUUAUGACCGUGAGUUCCUACUACAGUUCCAGUUUGAAAGCCAGGCCACCACGAAACCAGCCGGACUCCCAGAUAUACCAGACAUUGUGCUGGACAAGCCAAUCGGAGCUGGCCGUCAGUUCAGCCGAGAGAUGCAAGGUGGCGGAGGGAAGUCAGACUUUGACUUUACGCCCAACUAUGUGUGGCAAGGCGGGCCAGGAGGUGGAGGUGGCGGUGUAGGUGGCGGAAGAGGGUCACGUGGCAUGCCACGCCAGCCUAGCACUCAGAAAAACAAAUCUGGACCAGGACCUCGCCAGAUCAAUUUGUCCAUUAGCAAGACAGAGGUUGAGCUCCACAAAGCAAAGGCGGCAUGGAAACCGGGUCGCCUCGAACCGGGCUCCAAGAAGGAAACCGAAGAGGAGAGUGACGCUGCCACAGAGGACCUAUACAAGAAGACCAGAAGUAUCCUGAACAAACUGACGCCCCAGAAGUUCCAGGUACUUGUGUCUCAGAUGCAGGCCCUCAAGAUCGACACCGAGGAUAAGCUGAAGGGGGUCAUCGAUCUCGUCUUUGAGAAGGCAAUCAGUGAACCCAACUUCAGUGUGGCCUACGCCAACAUGUGUAGAUGUCUUUCAAUGUUUAAAGUCCAGUCAGAAACCAAGCCAGGCGAGAUGGUGAACUUUCGAGCCGUGUUGUUGACGAGAUGUCAAAGAGAAUUUGAGAAAGACAAAUCUUCGGAGGCCAUCUUUGUCACCAGACGUGAGGAAAUCGCUAAAUGUGAAGAUGAAAGUAAAGCAGCGGAAUUAAAAAAAGAAUUAGAAUAUGAAGAAUCUAUGGCGAAACGGAGAUCUCUAGGAAAUAUUAGAUUCAUAGGAGAACUAUUCAAGUUAAAAAUGUUGACUGAAAAUAUUAUGCAUGAUUGUGUGUUCAAAUUACUACGGACUAAGGACCCUGAGAGUUUAGAGUGUUUGUGUAGAUUAUUAACCACUAUAGGAAAAGAACUGGAUACUGACAAGGCCAAGCCUCGUAUGGAUCAGUAUUUCCAACAGAUGACCAAAAUAGCCAAUGAUAAAAAGAACUCUUCAAGAGUUAGAUUUAUGCUUCAAGAUGUGAUGGACGUUAGAUUAAACAAGUGGAUACCACGACGUUCAGACAACAACCCCAAGACCAUUGACCAGAUCCACAAGGAAGUGGCCCAGGAGAAGCAGGAGAAGGCCCUUCAAUCUCAACAAUUACAGUUCCAACAGAAGUCACAACCCAGGGGAGGUCGUCGUGGGCCACCAAGUGGUCAGAUGGGAGGUGACCGAGGUGGACAGGGAAAUGAUGGUUGGAACACAGUGGGCAACCGAACACCGCUGAGAUCAGUGGACCGAUCUAUAGACCCAUCACGCAUGAAAAUUUCCAAGCAAAAUGUGGAUGAGUCGAUACAGUUAGGCCCAGGUGGUGGUGCAGGAAGGUUCGCUGGCUGGGGUCGAGGUUCAACAGGAGGCACCUCUGGAAGGGCCUCCAUGGAGAAGGAAAAACCCAGCACUCCAGCAAACAGGUUCUCAGCGCUUAGUAAGCCUGAGGAUGACUCGGGUCGGCGAAUGAUGGGCUCGAGCCCUUCACGGGGAGAAGGGCGUGGCAGGGGUGGGUUUGGGCGACCUCCGAACCUCAACGCCCGACUCUCACAGGAACAGGAGCGCGAGAAGGCUGUAGCUGCUGCCAAGGCCAUCGGAGCUGGUCAGCAGCCUGAAGAUGCAGUGCGGGAGUCCAGAGGCCGAGGAAGGGGAUCAGAGCCUCGGGUAUCUGCGGAAACUGCAGUUGCCCCAGCAUCCAGUACUGCGGCGGUGCUUUCAGACGAUGAGAUGGCGAAGAAAACCAAAGCAAUUCUCGAUGAGUACUUCCAGAUAUUAGACCGCAACGAGGCGACAUUAUGUGUAAAGGAGUUGUCGCCAGAAAACCAUCACCACUUUAUCUAUCACGCCAUAAACCAUGUACUUGAGCGGUCGUCCCAGGCACGGAACAAGACCGGACACUUGUUACACGAUCUCGUCAAUAAAAAUGUUAUAUCUGUGGAUAACUAUAUCAAAGGGUUAGUGGAGGUCCUUGAGUUCGCGGAGGACCUAGAAAUCGACAUUCCGAAGAUCUGGCAGUAUUAUGGUGAGCUGAUCAGCCCCAUGAUCCAGGACGGCAGCAUGUCGCUGUCCUUCCUGAAGAAUGCUGUCAAGCCCCUUAUUGCCAAUAACAAGGCUGGGGUAUUAUUGGCCGAGGUGCUACACGAUGCUAGUCAUAGAGAGGGACACAAGAAGAUUGCUGGUCUAUGGACAGCUUCUGGACUGACCUGGUCCGACUUUGUGCCCAGAAACCAGAUCGAACAGUUCCUUGCUGAUAAGGGUCUGGAGUACACCAAGGGUGGAGAUAGCGCCCCCACCACGCCCACAACUGGUCUUCCACUGACAGAAAUCGCAGAUCGACUCCACGAUCUUAUCAAUGCGCGACGGGAAGAUAACGAGACGGUGUUUGAUUGGAUUGAGUCAAACGUUGAUGAACCAACCACAAAAAAAUCCCAGUUUAUACGGGUGCUUAUGAGUGCAGUGUGUCAAAGCGCCAUUAAAGGUGAAAAGGGCAAGGAGAAGUUAGAACCGAAAGACAUCAGCAGUCGCAACGACCUGCUACAAAAGUACCUCGACCACAAGCCUGUGUUUGAACUACAGGCACUGUUUGCUUUGCAGGUGCUUGUUACCAGGCUGGAACACCCACAGGGUUUACUCCGGGGUUUCUUCGACAUUCUUUAUGACGAGGAUAUAAUCACAGAGGACGCGUUCAUUGAGUGGGAGAGAAGUGAGGAUGAGCCGGAGGGGAAGGGGACAGCCCUUAAACAAGUUGUACAGUUCUUCACAUGGUUGAAAGAAGCUGAGGAGGACAGCUGAGGAUUGCUCAAUGCUUAGGAUUAGGAUUAACAUUUAAGUUUAACACAUGUAUGCAUAUAAAUCUUGAGAUUGAGUUUAGGGUUUUUGUCAGACAUGAAUAAUAAUCUCAAGAUUAAACUUAAAGUUAGGUCAAGUUACGAUCUGUGAUUAUGUUCAAUUGAUUACACUUAAUGUAAGGACAUUUGUGAUGUGUGAUUACUCCUGGGGUUCAUCAUAAAGACAGGUUAUGAAUGUAUAAAUACCAGAUUGUUCAAACAAGAUUUUUAUACACCAUAGAUUUAUUAUUAUUAACUGUUUAUAGAUUUAUAUAUUUCUAGCUACACGUUAGGGUUGAUGGUGAUUUGCUGGUGUGGCAAAUCUUAUCAAACUGUAGUGAGAGUGGAGAGGAAUAAGGUAUUUUGUACCACAGUAGAAUGGAAACUUGUUAACCUGUAUUUAUGUAGUUUCUUCCAAUGAUGAAACUUCUGUUCAUUUGUUGUAAAAAGAAACUUGUUAUAGUUUAAUGGAAGUGAAAUUUACACUCCAGGAAAUUACAUUGCAAAAACAAAUAUGCCGAACGAAAAUGGCAUUGAUUGUGUUUUUGUAAGUUCUUGUGCAAAAUGCUCCUUUUGGCAGUAUGCCGUUAAAAUGUACAUAUUAUUUAUGUCAACCCAAUAUAAUUGUUCUAAUGUCAUAUUUGUUUAAUGGUUUUACAAGAAAGUUUAUCAAAUUCUCCUGUAUGCCUUUGCAAAAUCUUGAGAACCAUUCUUUGUUGUUAAAUAUUUUCUGUUGUUUCCUAAUCAAGAAGUCAAUUUAUUCAUCACAGGAUGCUGUUUUAUUGUUGUUGUUCAUCCUUUUGAUGAAAACUUCUAAAUUUAAAGGCUGAAUGCCAAAUCAGUCACUUGUAUUGAGCAAUCCUUUACUGUUCUCCUCCAAUGAAGGCCUGGGAAUAGACAAAGAGCCAGGAGCCAACUAGACAAACGGCUUAGCAUAUACCUGGUAGAAAAGCUAAGCGCCUGACUAGCAAAGGAGCUGAGGCAAAUACCUAGCGCAAGAGCUAGCCGCCCAACAGGUCGGGGCACAUCACUAGCGAGAACUGAGGCACGUAAUAAGCAAAUUGGGCUGAAUUCCCAGGAAAUGCAUCACCACAAGUCGUAAUUACUCGACUGUUUAACAUAAAGCUGCUUCUAAAUUAUUUGAGCCAUGAAGGCUGUAAACUAGAGCUACUAUGUUCUUGUGUUGUAAAUGUUGAAAUGACAAUUGUGAUAUUGGUGUAAAGAAUUGUUUUUUUUGUGCAUGUUUUAUAGACUGACAUAAAUUGAGAUAGAACUGAAUAUUUGCAAUGUUGUAUAAUGGGAAUAUUUGUGAAUUUACCGCAUAUUUUUGCCAUAAAGAAAAUUAAUAAAUAUAUUGAAGCAGGCCAUCUCAAUAGAUUGUGACUAUUUCAAGUACAUUUGUGAAUAAUAUAAGAGAAAAAAAAUCUGUUUCACCAUUGAAACUGCAAAAAUAUAGUGUAUAUCUCCAUAUUGCAAGAUAUGGAUCUCUGCCAAAUUUGUAAUAUAAUCAUUAUUUCAUCUUUAUUCUUAUGAAAUGUAAUAUAUGUUGUUUAUUUAUUUAUAAUUUUUGUUACAAGUGCUGACGCUUAUGCCAUUUACCUUUAAACCAUUUUUGUUUAUGUAUCUAUCACGUUCAAUACAAUGUGUGUAUAAGGGUACCAAUGCAAAGACAGAUUCUGUAAUAAUUCUAAAAUGUGAGGUCUUAAAAGGGUUACAUGUUGCUGUAUGUGUACCAGAUGAUAAAAUGGGUAGAAGCAAAACUGUAUCAGCUGAAAGUAAUGGUGUUUAGAGUUAAUACAACGUUUUUUCAGCCAAUUAAAAAUAUCAAUUAAUUAUCCUUAAAUUCGAGAUGGCAAUGACUGUGUGAAAUUUUGAAGUAUUUCAGGCAUUUGGAGAGUAUUAGGAAUAAAUGGUCACAUGUUUGGCUUGAAUGUAGUUACGUAGUGAAUGUAGUCGAUCUAACAUCAAAAAGAAGCAUCAAAUUAAUUAAUGUAUAUGUGAAUAUUAUUCAGAAAUCAACAUGUACAUUAAAUCUAAUUUAUUUGGUGCUAUUUCUUAUACUCAAUUUCAUUGUCUUUGAAUGCCUUAUUUUGCAAAUUUCUAUCUUAAAUAUGCACUUGAAUCAUCAUUCAUAGUUAAGUUGAGCAAGCCAUCUUGUUUAAGGCAAAAUCAAGAUUACCCCCAUCUUCAUGUAUAUAAACAGGCAUGACCCUUGUCUACAUGUAUAUAAACAUGUAUUCAUCAUCUGUUACGUGUAAUGAUCAUAAGUUACACGGCAUUUAUUGUUGUUUCAUUCUGCAAAAAUGCAUCUGGUGUUCUGUCUGAAUGCUUUCAUCUGUCAGAUUCAUAAUGCAUUGAAAUUGUUUUUUGGUUGUCUUUAAUCACAUGUUUACGAUCUUAAUGAAAGACAUUCACUACCAUUCAUUUCUCUACUUGAAAGGGACUCGUUUACAAUUUAUAGGGUCAGACAUCAGAAAAAUUAACUUGUGUAUAAAUAUUUUGUAAAAAUCAAAAAAUAUCACAAAAAUUAUAUAAGAGCUAUAGCAUUGACAGUUAUUAUAAAUUAUGACAGAAAAUGUGUUAUUCUGCCCCAAAAACAUGGCUAAUGUCAUUGAAAAUUUAAUGACUUCAGGCUUGGAUUUACAAAAUUAAGUUAAGAGAUUCUCUGGUGUGUUUUUUCAUAGAAGGAAAUAAAAUAAUUGGUUGAACAAAAAAUGUUACAAAUUUAAAAUCUGAAUGAGUUCCUUUAAUAUCAAUACUGCAUUUAAAGAACACCAUGUUUUUGUAAAUGAUCAUGUGAAAAUUGAUAAUUUCAUACUGGCAUGUGUAUUGCUUCCACAGAUGUGGAUUAUAGUCAAUUUUUGUUGGAAAUAAUAUCAUUGCAAACAAGCUUGCUCUAUCUCAAUUUUAUGUAUAUAAAUGAUUGUUUGAUUCUAAAAGGAAAGACACUAUGUUUAAUCAGAAAUGAAAAUCAAACAAAAUUGAUGAGAUCGCGAUAAAAUCAAGCUUAUCAGACAUUUUGUUAGGAAAAAUGUUUUUUAUUAAUUAAACGCAAUUAAAAAGA